GCCUUGAUAAAUUGGAUUUGAAUCGUCUGUUAAAAUUCACAGUGAAAAUUAAAGCAAGUGGAUAAACUGGCUGGUAAAUUUUGACAGGCGCUUAAGUUAAUAAAAUAAACGGAAGUUGAGUUUAGUUGUAAACUUAAACUUAAACGGCUGUUAAAGUUGCCUGUCUAUAAAGCACGUUGAUAAACUGGCCGGUAAAUUUUGCCAGGCGGUUUAAUUAACAGAACUUCACAAACUGAAGUUGAUCUGAAUUGUUUACUUUGAUAAACCGACUGUUAAAGCUCCCCAGCGAAAUGAACGUAAAUGCAUUUUGAUUACCCAAAUAAUGAGAAUCGCAGCCAAAAUGUUACUCAUUAUUUGUUAUGAUAUUUUUUGGUCUGAUAAAACUCACUCAUGGACUUCUAAUAUGGCAUUUUGUUGUGACUUAUGCCCUGAUUUGUUUGUGCAAUCAAAUUGCGGGCAUGUUAUCAGCUUGAUGGAUUGGCUCCGGACUAGGCUAAUGGGCGCUUAAUGAUGUGGGCCCCGUCAGUUAUGAACGGCUAUCCACUCGCACUGCUGGCCUGCUGGACUCUUGGGGUCGGCGGCAGCCAUAUACUGGGCGUGUUUGUGGGCGUACAUCGGUCGCAGCUGCUCGUCCAUUUGGCGGUGGCCCGUGUGCUCCUUCAGCGUGGACACCAGCUGACCCUGGUCACCACAUUGCCACUGGAGGAUGAGUAUGACUGGCUGGCUGCGAACAUUACACACUUUCUGGUGCCGUGGGAGUUGCCGAAGGAGCAGCAGCUGCUGCCCGAACCCAAUUUCGUGAGUCGCCUGCAAUGGACGCUCGCCCGCCUGGAGCUCUCCGGUCAGCUGCUGGAACAGCCUGCUUGGCUGCAGUUUAUGCAUGCCACGCCCACAACGCCUUAUGAUCUGCUGCUGCUCGGCUACCAUUUCAACGAUCAUCUGCUGGGCGUGGCAGCACAUUUCGACGGUCCCGUGGCCAUAAUAAGUACACAGCAGCCGAUUGGCUUUGUCCACAGCCUGCUGGGCAAUCCCGAGGAACGUUCGUAUGUGACCCAACCUUAUGACAGUCAGCAAAGAACUGGACUCGCCGGCUGCAUUUUUGGCCUAUGGGAGAAGUUAUCGGAGCUGCUCGCCAGGCGCGUCAUGCAAAGAAUUUACAGCGCCCACUUUCCCCCGCCCCGCUAUCCCAGCUUUGAGGCAAUGCGUCGUCGCGUGGUUCUCGCUCUGAACAACCAUCAUAUGAUCAGCGAGGGUCCCAUUGGGCCGCUGCUGCCCGGCAUGCUAGACAUUGGCGGUAUUGUGGUGGAGCAGACGACCAGAGCAAUGCACCUGGAAGCUGACAGGCCCUUCAUCCUCUUUAGCCUGGGCACGCGUUUCAGCUGGCGCACCUCGCCCGCGCACUUGGAGCACAGCAUUGUGGAGGCGUUUGGUCAGCUGCCGGACUAUGAUAUCUACUGGACCUACGAUGGAGCACAUGCCAGCGAGAUUUGCUCGGCGCAUCCGCACAUCAAGCUUGCCAGGUGGUGGCCACAGGCGCAGCUGCUGGCUCAACCGCACGCCCGGCUCUUCAUCACGCACGGCGGCAAGGGCAGCCUCAGCGAGGCGCUCUACCAUGGCGUUCCUCUGCUGGGCCUGCCUCUGCUCGGAGAUCAGCGUCCGAAUCUGCAAAAAAUGCAGGCCAAGGGCUGGGGCCUGACCCUGCAGCUGGCCAAUGUAACCCAAGCGGAGCUGUUGGGCGCCAUCAAAAGGCUGCUCCUUGAGGACAGUUUCAGGCAGAGCAUACGCAGAAAGUCCCAGCUCUAUAGGGAUCGUCCUCUGAAUGCCAGCGCGCUGACUGCCUACUGGCUGGAGUAUGUGAUUAGGCAUAAAGGAGCCCAGCAUCUGGCUGGCAACGCCCGCCAUUUGAACUUCUGGCAACGCCAACUGCUCGACGUUCGGAUCGUCGUCUAUGGCAGCCUGGGCUUGCUGGUCGCGGCGGCCCUUUGGCUGAACCGACGCCUGGAUCGGGCCAUAGAGUAGACACAUCUGCGAUCGCUGACUAGCUGUAUCGUUUAAUCGUAAUUAAUAUAUAGAUUAUUUAUAAUAAGUUUAGAGCUGAAGCUUAAACGCGAAACUUAAGUACAAUUGAAUGUUAGUUGGUUUCAAUACUUUUUGCUCGGCAUUUCCGAAUCCGAAACUUUUUUUUUAAAUGUUUUCAAAUAUCGUUACAAUGGCAGUUCAUGCCCCCAGAAGCAUCUACUGUAAAGGGGCUUAACUCCUAAGAAAAUGCUUUUUAAAUUUAAUUUACAGUGUAUGCUGAAUGAAAAGAAAAGUUUAUAUUUAAGGACAAUAUUU
Messenger RNA from Drosophila virilis, 2334 nucleotides. It is a transcript of the gene Ugt307A1, whose product is annotated as UDP-glycosyltransferase family 307 member A1. Gene Ontology annotation, molecular function: UDP-glycosyltransferase activity. Lineage: Eukaryota; Metazoa; Arthropoda; Insecta; Diptera; Drosophilidae. The record is from RefSeq and is a predicted model, not a curated record.